AUGACAGGAAUGAGGGAGAUAGGGAACGCAGCUGAGAAAUUGUUUGAUCAAAAUUAUAUUCGGGGACUUCUUCAUCUGUGUCCAGGAAUGGAAGCUGUUCGCACUGGAGUAGAAGGAGCAAUAACAAGAGAGGACAUACUAGUUGGCACAUACCGUAUUCAUGGCUGGGCCUACGCUAGAGGAAGUUCAUUCGAGAAAAUUCUUGGAGAAUUUUUAGGAAAGUCAUCUGGCUGCUGUAAGGGAAAAGCUGGUUCUCAACAUCUGUACACUGAGAAUAUGCUUGGUGGAAACGCAAUAGUUGGAUCUUCGGUACCUCUGGGAACUGGUGUUGGUUUUGCGAUGAAAUAUGAAAAGAAGCCCAAUGUGUCUAUUUCUAUCUAUGGAGAUGGUGGAGCUAAUCAAGGUCAGAUAUUUGAAGCCUUUAACAUGGCAAAACUUUGGAACCUGCCUUGCAUUUACCACUGUGACAAUAAUUAUUACGGUUAUUCAACAAAAGCAGAGAGAUCCACAGCCAUGACGGAGUUAUACAAAAGAGGAGAUUUCAUCCCAGGACUUAGGACCCACUUAGAGUGUGACAUUAUACCUAAAGGCUUCUAG
Messenger RNA from Saccostrea echinata, 597 nucleotides. RefSeq lists its product as uncharacterized. Bases 1 to 597 code for a protein of 198 amino acids. Lineage: Eukaryota; Metazoa; Mollusca; Bivalvia; Ostreida; Ostreidae. Gene Ontology annotation, molecular function: oxidoreductase activity, acting on the aldehyde or oxo group of donors, disulfide as acceptor. The transcript has 5 exons. The record is from RefSeq and is a predicted model, not a curated record.